This is a messenger RNA of Rhincodon typus (whale shark), 3152 nucleotides long. RefSeq names its product very low density lipoprotein receptor (gene vldlr). Gene Ontology annotation, molecular function: calcium ion binding; protein binding. NCBI's taxonomy places the organism in Eukaryota, Metazoa, Chordata, Chondrichthyes, Orectolobiformes, Rhincodontidae. The coding region runs from base 143 to 2749 and encodes 868 amino acids. The record is from RefSeq and is a predicted model, not a curated record. The transcript has 19 exons.
UGUGCGUCAUUCUGGCGUGUCCGUCUAUCCUUAGUUCGCUGGAGGGAUUUAGAGGGAGAAAAAAAAAAAAAAAAUAUCCUGGUUCUACCCGUUGGUAUUGGGGAACCAAGCAGUAGCUUGGCGCUGAUAGUGGAACGCUGAAAUGAUCCCUCUCCGUGCGGUUUUGCCGCUGCUGCUUGCAGUGUGUGUGUAUCAGUGCAGACAUAUACAUGGCUCUCGAGUAUCUUGUGAGGCAUCACAAUUCCAAUGCCGAAAUGGUCGCUGUAUUCCCUCUGUAUGGAAAUGUGAUGGAGAUGAAGACUGCUCAGAUGGAAGUGAUGAAGCUGCCUGUGCCAAGAAGACCUGUGGUGCUUCUGACUUUGUGUGCCAUGAUGGACACUGUGUACCCAGUAGGUGGCAAUGUGAUGGCGAUGCAGAUUGUGAAGAUGGCUCAGACGAAAGUCCAGAAGUCUGUCACAUGAGAACGUGUCGUGUCAAUGAAGUCAGCUGCAGUCCUGGAUCUACACAGUGCAUCCCUAUACCCUGGAGAUGUGAUGGUGAAAGAGACUGUGAUGAUGGUGGAGAUGAAGCAAAUUGUGGUGCCCUCACUUGCAGUACACAAGAAUUUACAUGUGCCAGUGGCAGAUGUGUUUCUAAGACCUUUGUCUGCAAUGGUGAAGAUGACUGUGGUGAUGGAAGUGAUGAGAAAGGCUGUGCACCACCAACCUGUGGCCCACAUGAAUUUCAGUGCAAUAGUUCAGAAUGUAUCCCAUUGCAGUGGGUAUGUGAUAGUGAUGUUGACUGUGCUGAUCACUCUGAUGAAUCCCCAGAACACUGUGGCCGCACACUCCCUCCCCCUGUAAAAUGCUCUGCUGGUGAAAUCCAGUGUGAUUCAGGUGAAUGCAUCCACCGUAGAUGGUACUGUGAUGGUGAUGCUGACUGCAGAGAUGGAAGUGAUGAAGUAAAUUGCCCUCCACAAACUUGUAGACCAGAUAACUUCAGAUGUGGUGAUGGAAGCUGCAUCCAUGGAAGCAGGCAGUGUAAUGGAUUCAGAGACUGCCACGAUGGCACUGAUGAGAUUAACUGCAGGAAUGUUUCAGAGUGUACUGGUCCAACUAACUUCAAGUGCCACAGUGGAGAAUGCAUUGAUAUGACUUUAGUGUGUAAUCAGCAGCAGGAUUGCCAGGACUGGAGUGAUGAGCCCCUCAAAGAAUGUAAUUUGAAUGAAUGUCUAGCUAACAAUGGAGGAUGCUCCCAUGUCUGCAGAGACCUUGUCAUUGGUUAUGAAUGUGAUUGUCCUGCUGGCUUUGAGCUGGUUGACAGAAAAACAUGUGGAGAUGUUGAUGAAUGCCAAAACCCUAGUGUGUGCAGCCAAAUUUGUGUGAAUUUGAAAGGAGGCUAUAAAUGUGAGUGCUAUGAAGGAUAUCAAAUGGAUGCUGCCAAUGGAGUUUGUAAAGCAGUAGGCAAAGAACCUUAUUUAAUGUUUACUAAUCGGCGUGACAUCCGGAAAAUAGGACUAGAGCACAAGGAAUACACUGAGGUGGUUGAGCAACUAAGAAACACAGUAGCACUGGAUGCUGAUGUUGCAGAGCAAAGACUCUUCUGGGCUGACUUGGGAGAACGGGCAAUUUUCAGCACUUCUCUGGACCAACGGAGUUCAGAAGGCCACUCCAGAGUUGUUGGUGAUCUCAGAGUCCCUGUGGGAAUUGCUGUAGACUGGAUUUACAAGAACAUCUAUUGGACUGAUCUAGGCUAUAAGAGUCUCUCUGUGACUACCUUUGAUGGAACCAAAAAGAAGACCCUCUUUGACACUGAUCUAAGGGAGCCAGCUUCUAUAGCUGUUGAUCCACUAAAUGGAUUUGUUUACUGGUCAGACUGGGGUGAACCAGCAAAGAUAGAAAAAGCAGGAAUGAAUGGUGUUGAUCGACAGCUUUUGGUUACCAGAGACAUUCAAUGGCCUAAUGGAAUUGCACUUGAUCUUGUGAAAAGCCGGCUGUAUUGGGUUGACUCCAAAAUGCAUACACUGUCCAGUGUGACCCUAAGUGGACAAGAUAGAAGAAGAGUGCUGUUGUCACAUGACUUCCUUGCUCAUCCUUUUGCAGUUACUGUAUUUGAAGACCGUGUCUUCUGGACUGACGGGGAAAACGAAGCUAUCUAUGGUGCUAACAAGUUCACAGGACAAGAUGUGGUGCUCUUUGCUUUCAAUCUUAAUGAACCUCAAGAUAUCAUAGUUUAUCAUCAACUUGUGCAACCAUCAGGGAAGAACUGGUGUAAUGGGAAAGUAAGGAAUGGAGGAUGUGAACACAUGUGCCUGCCAGCUCCUCAAAUUAACAGCCAUUCCCCAAAGUACACCUGUGUAUGUCCCUCUGGCAUGGAGCUAGCACAAGAUGGUCUACAAUGCAGAAUGGGAACUACAAGUACUGGACGUGCUCACAUUCUACCUUCUGCUUCCCACAUAAUGUCAACUGUACUACCAGGCUCUAGAGAUACAAAUUUGAGUAUCCCACUUGAAGUGAGCCAGUUUGGGAAAGGAUCAACAGCUGUCUGGAUUAUUAUUCCUGUUUUGCUUGCUACAAUAGCUUGUGUAGCUGGUUAUAUCGCAUGGCGCAACUGGCAGAACAAGAAUACAAAAAGCAUGAAUUUUGAUAAUCCUGUCUACUUAAAAACUACAGAGGAUGACUUGAACAUUGAUCUCAACAGGCAAAGUCAAGCAGUUGGCCAUACCUACCCUGCAAUUUCCAUUGUCAACACUGAAGAUGAUUCAGCGUGAUUGCUUGAGGGACUUUUACCAACUAGUUUGAUAUGCAGCUCAGUGACACUAUACAUCACCUAGAUGACAGCAUGUAAUAUGGUUUUGAACAAUUUUCUACAUGUAACUUAUUUAAGACUAAAGUCACUGUUAUUCCUUAAUCUUGCAGUAUUAACUUUUCAAGCACUUUUCACAUGACACCUUUUUAUGGUGAAAUGCAGAUUGGUAUCUAAAGAUACUGUUAAUUGUAUAAACUUGUAAAUAAGUCUUGAGCAUUUUGAGUACAGAUUUUUUGCAAUGACUGGGGUAAAGGGACAACUGCUGUGUUUGUAAGAUUUUUAUAUGCCAAAUAUGCAUUUGUCUAAAUUAAUCUUGCCAUGUUUCCAAUACUGCUAAUGAAAUAAAGUUCAUAAUUGCAUUUGAA